Trichoderma harzianum CBS 226.95 is the source of this 745-nucleotide messenger RNA. RefSeq lists its product as hypothetical. The transcript has a single exon. The record is from RefSeq and is a predicted model, not a curated record. Lineage: Eukaryota; Fungi; Ascomycota; Sordariomycetes; Hypocreales; Hypocreaceae. The coding region runs from base 107 to 568 and encodes 153 amino acids.
GUCUUUGGUGGCUUGGAGCUCCCUCACUCACUAUCAAACUGGAAGCACAAGCACAAGCACAGCAUGAGCAAAUCAAAAAGUUCCCCCCGUUACCGCAUUGAAAUCAAUGCAAUCUAGCCAAGGCCGGCCCUUCUUAUCUCGGCAUUUCUUGGGUCUUGAUUCAGCCCAUCAGCCAGCCCCGUCCUGUUCCCGCCACCUUAUGCAUCUUCCUGGAGCUAUAUCGAUUGCCCAAUUUCGCAAUCUCACCAAGGUGUGUCUGGACCCUGUUUCUGGCUCUUGCUUCAGCUUGCUUCAGCGUUCCAUUUGCCAUUCUCUCUUUUUCUUUCUUGCUCCGUCGUCUGCUAGCUUUUGCUACUACCUACAGCUAGCUACAACUGCGACAGUAGUCCUGCUGCUAGCCCUUCGAUUAGCUGCCAAUUGCGUGCGAUUUUCUAUUGCGACCGCAGCAACCCGCCCGGGAUGUGUGGAGCAGCCCUGCGUUUUCCCCGCGUUCAUGGAGUCUGUGCUUGUGUUCUCGCUGUGUCUUUGUCUUUUGUCUCGCCCGAUGGCUCGCAGCAUUUUGCGGUAACGGAUUCUCUAAUUUGGGGGCCCAUGCAGCAGGCCGCUUCGCUCCUUUGGUUGGCUGCAGCUCUAGUUCAGUUCAUCAGAAACUCUUGGCUCUUCCUGGCAGGAUCCGCCGUCAUCCAGGCGGCUGAUUCCAAGCCUCGAGCUGGGCCAAUGGCUGGCCAGCAAAGACGGGAACCGA